Molecule: messenger RNA, 1752 nt
Organism: Frieseomelitta varia
Lineage: Eukaryota; Metazoa; Arthropoda; Insecta; Hymenoptera; Apidae
Gene: Rad9
Product: cell cycle checkpoint control protein RAD9A
Exons: 6
Coding region: 152-1549 (465 amino acids)
Biological process (GO): DNA replication checkpoint signaling; mitotic intra-S DNA damage checkpoint signaling; DNA repair
Cellular component (GO): checkpoint clamp complex
Source: RefSeq, a predicted model, not a curated record
UUUUUGUUAUGAUUACUUAACUCAAUUGUCCACAGUUCAUUUUACGUAUAAUAUUAUGAAUUUCUUUUGUUAUUUCUUUUCUGAUAAUUACUAAAUUUAAUAUUAUUUAAUGUUUUAUUCCUAAGAAAUAGUGUAAUGAAGGAAAUUUAACAUGAAGUGUGUUGUAGCAGGAGCUAAUGUAAAAAUUUUAGCAAAGGCUAUACAUGCAUUAACCAAAAUUGGAGAUGAAAUGUACAUAGAACCACAUGAAAAUACUUUAUCAUUUCGUACUGUUAAUAUGCCAAAUUCAGCCUAUGCUGAUUUUACAUUCCUCAGAAGUUAUUUUUCAUAUUAUGUUUAUGGCGAUUUACAAGAAAAUGAUGCAUUGAAAUGUAAAAUUUCAAUGAGGAGUGCGAUAGCUGUAUUUAAAUCUAUAAAUUUAAUAGACAAACAAGUAGAAACAUGUCACAUUAACUUAGAGUCAGAUGCAUCUGAAAUUUUGUUUAUUUUAAAAUAUAAGAAUGGUAUUACUAAAACUCAUUUGUUGCCUAUAUUAGAUUGUGAAGUAUUACAAACUACAUAUAAUAAGGAUUCUGCAUCAAUUAAACUUUCAUCUCAAUCGCAAGUAUUAGGAGAUGCAAUGCAAAAUUUUCAUCAAAAUUUAGUUGAAAUAACACUUGAAGUUUGUGCACAAAAGCUAUUAUUAAGAAAUUAUGUUGAUGAUACCUCAGGUUUAUCAAAUACAAUACGAACACAAUUUGCACUUGGAAAGGGAGAAUUUGAUCGAUAUGAUAUUGGUAGUGAAACAUCAAUUACUUUUUGUGUAAAGGAAUUUAAGUCUUUCUUAAAUUUCGCAGAGUCUGUAGUUACACCAAUUAGUAUAUAUUUUGAAGAAGCAGGAAGACCUGUUAUAUUUGCGUUAAAAAAUCAAUCUUUUGAGGUGAAUUUAGUGUUGUCAACAUUGUGUUCCGAUUUAGAUAGUCAAGCAGAAACAAUAUUAACUAAUAAACCACAAGAAACAUCUGUAAGAGGAAGGGCAAAAAACAAACGAGUUCCUAAGAGAAAUAAUAACAAAUCUAGUAAUAAAAUUCAAGAUAAAUCAAUUAAAUCUACACUAGGAAAUGAUAUUCACAAAAAAUCACAUCCACAUUUGAUGGAAGAACAGAUAAUACAAGCUAGUACAUCUACAGAAGGUAACCAAAAUGUAAAUAGAAUAAGCAAUCUUCCAAUAGAACAAAAUAUUGAUGAAGAAUUUCAAACUUCUUCGUAUAAUUCUGAUAUAAUUACGAACUUUAAUAAAACGACUAUAAGUGGGAAAAAAUUAGUGAAUUCUCCAUUUCCUACAGUAACAAAAAGGAAAUCUAAUAACAGUGAUAUUAACAAAGAAGAGAAUUUGGAUGAUGAUCAAUCUGAUCUAUUUGAAGACAAAAUUCCAAAUUCGCCAUCUCCACCAAAUAAAAAGGCUCGUUUAAUUUUCCAAAAGUGCUUUCAAAAGACAUUUGAUCCAAGAACAUUGCCAGGGUAUGACAUAAUUUUGGUUGAAGAUUCAGAUGAGAAUUCUGACAAAUAACUUUUCAUAAUCUUUUCUUUUGUGCCUUAAUUAUGAGCUUAGUAUGAGAUUACUUUAAUUUAUUAGUCACUAAUUUUAUUUCAGUUAAUGCAAGUGUUAAUAUAUAUCUAUGAAUACGUUUAUUUUACAGAUAAAUAUGUACAAUAUAUAUACAUAAUAGGUGUUUUAAUAUUUUCAAAAAUAUCAAAUAUUUCUGUAAUACA